GAGGAGCCGUGAACAUGUCUAUUGUUUUUGUGCCUAAGAAACUCCGAGGAAAAGCUAAAAUAAACCAAGAAACGAUACAGAGGCUGCUGGAUGAAAACGACCAGUUGAUAAGAUGUAUCACAGAGUACAUGCAAAAAGGACGAGCCGUGGAGUGUGUGCAAUACCAACAGAUCCUGCACCGCAACAUUGUCUAUUUGGCAACCAUAGCUGACGCCAGCCCGGACAAUGUGCCUCCAUCAUCAAAUUCCACAUCUAAUGAAACAUCCGUCUCCAGACCACCCAUGAAUGGACAUGGAGGGACAUGAUGAUGCAGCUUCUCAGUCACUGUGUUACGAGAAUGUUUUUAUAUCACAAGACA
Messenger RNA from Scomber japonicus (chub mackerel), 358 nucleotides. It is a transcript of the gene ss18l2, whose product is annotated as ss18, like 2. NCBI's taxonomy places the organism in Eukaryota, Metazoa, Chordata, Actinopteri, Scombriformes, Scombridae. Gene Ontology annotation, biological process: positive regulation of transcription by RNA polymerase II. Gene Ontology annotation, cellular component: nucleus. The coding region runs from base 15 to 305 and encodes 96 amino acids. The transcript is spliced from 4 exons. The record is from RefSeq and is a predicted model, not a curated record. Gene Ontology annotation, molecular function: transcription coactivator activity.